GGAAUUGUGAAGAGGGGCGAGAGACAGAGACCACACCCAAACACUUAUCGCCAGAGCUCCACCUCGACAAUGGCCGCCGCUUUCUCCUCCUCCUCCUCGUCGCCGUCCGCCGCGGCAUCCACCCACCACCCCUUCCCUUUCCCGGCCCCUCCAAACCCGCCCACAGCCCACCGCCUCCGCCUCCGCAUCCGCCUGGCCGCCUCCAGGUGGGUGAGCCGCGGCAGGGCCCCGCCGGAGCGCGGCGCCGGCGCGGCCAACUCCAUAUGGGUCAACCCGGCCGCCCCGUCCCGGCCCGGCCAGGCCGGCCAGAAGCUCCGCCGCCUGGUCCAGCUCGGGGACCUGGACGCCGCGCUCCGCCUCCUCGGCGCCUCCCCCGACCCGCCGGCCGUCGUCGCCUGCAACAUCCUCAUCAAGAAGCUCUGCGCGCAGCGCCGCCUCGCCGACGCGGAGCGCGUGCUCGACGCGCUCAAGGCGGCCGGCGCGGCGGACCCCGUCUCCCACAACACCCUCGUCGCCGGCUACUGCCGCGACGGCCGGCUGGCGGACGCCGAGCGCGCCCUCGCGGCGGCGGCCCUCUCCGGGGCCGCCAACGUCGUCACCUACACCACGCUCAUCAACGGCUACUGCCGCUCCGGCAGGCUCGCCGACGCGCUCGCCCUCAUCGCCUCCAUGCCCGUCGCGCCGGACACCUACACCUACAACACCGUGCUCAUGGGCCUGUGUGGCGCCCGGCAGUGGGAGGACGCCGAGGAGCUCAUGGCCGAGAUGGUCAGGAACCAUUGCCCUCCCAACGAGGUGACGUUCGCCACCCAGAUCCGCGCUUUCUGCCAGAACGGGCUGCUCGACCGCGCCGUUCAGCUGCUCGACCGAAUGCCUAGGUACGGAUGCACGCCCGAUGUUGUCAUUUACAGCACCCUGGUGAAUGGGUUCUCGAAGCAAGGGCGUGUCGACGACGCCAUCGAGCUGCUCAACGGCAUGCUCUGCAAGCCCAACACUGUUUGUUACAACGCCGCGCUGAAAGGUUUGUGCAUCGCUCAGCGUUGGGAGGAUGUCGGAGAGCUGAUUGUGGGGAUGGUUAAGAAAGACUGCCUGCCAAACGAAGCGACAUUCAGUAUGCUAACCAGUUGCUUGUGCCAGAAUGGGCUGGUUGAUUGUGCGGUGGAAGUCCUCGAGCAGAUGCACAAGUAUGGGUGCAGACCUGAUGUUGUCAUUUACAAUACGCUGAUAUAUUCCUUUUCAGAACAAGGGCGUGUGGAGGACGCGCUCAAGUUACUAAACAGCAUGCCGUGCAGUCCUGACGUCAUUAGCUUCAACGCCGCGUUGAAGGGUUUAUGCAGAGCUGAGCGAUGGGAUGAUGCCGAGGAGCUUAUAGGGCAGAUGCUUAGGGAGGACUGUCCCCUAAUUGAAAUGACUUUCAAUAUACUCAUUGAUUCGCUGUGCCAGAGUGGCCGGGUAAACUACGCAAUUGAAGUGUUUGAGCAAAUGCCAAACUUUGGAUGUACACCUGAUAUUGUCACAUACAGUAGCCUUAUUAAUGGCCUUUCUGAACAAGGGCUUGUCGAAUCAGCCAUUGAGUUGUUUCAAAGCAUGCCAUGCAAGCCUGAUAUCUUUGGCUACAAUGCUGUGCUGAAGGGUUUGUGCAAAGCUGCGCGAUGGGAGGAUGCUGGGGAGCUUAUAUCUAAGAUGGCUAGAAAGGAUUGCCCCCCAAAUGAAAUCACAUUCAAUAUACUAAUCAAUUCCCUGUGCCAGAAAGGGCUUGUUGAUCGUGCAAUUGAGGUUUUCGAGCAAAUGCCAAAGUAUGGAAGUACACCUGAUAUUUUCACAUACAAUGCCCUUAUCAAUGGCUUUUCUGAACAAGGCCGUCUGGAUGAUGCCCGCAAGAUAUUAAGCACCAUGUCAUGCAAGCCUGAUGCCGUGUCCUAUAAUUCUGCAUUGAAGGGUUUAUGUCGAGCUGAACGAUGGAAGGAAGCAGAGGAGGUUGUGGCUGAGAUGCUUAGAAAGAAGUGCCCUCCAAAUGAAGUAACAUUCAAGUAUGCUAAUCGAUUAUUUGUACCAAACAGGGUAACUUGAGUCAACCUUUUGAAUCUCUUCAGAAAAUGCCAAUUAUGAAGUUAUGCUUUGCCAUCUACACUGCCCCUGCCAAAGGAGAUUUUGUAAGCAAGAGCCUGAAGGGUACUACAGGCCUGCCACAGUCUGCUCUUAUGCUUCAUCAAUGGAUUUGUGUAGAAAUGAGCAACAGGAUACUGCCAGAGUUUCUGGUUGAGAUCAGCGCGGAAAGGCUAAUCCAAAUAGUGCAUCUUUUGGUUGGCCGGGAUCAUGGCCCGGUCCAUGCUAGUGCCAGAAAACGCGAGGUAGGCAACUGGAGGCAACGAGGACACGGUGGAGGCCUACAUCUCUCCAGCUAACCUUUCAUUUCCUGCAAUUUGCACAAUCAAACUGAGACGACUGUGCUGCCACCUACCUCUCUCCGUGCAUGAGCGCCGGUGACGAUGACAAGGUGGCUUGCUUCUCUCCUAUAUUGCAACUGCUGCUAGCAGGAGGGAGCUUCUUGAUUAAGGAACAAACUAUAUUUUAUUGUAAGGAGAAAAGUCAGUUGCAACAAAUAAUUAUUUGUCAGUUACCAAGUGUGCUCAGAUGUAUUAUUCUAUCUGAAAUGGUUGAAAAUUGAAAAGCAUUGUACUUCUGAGUAAUUCUGAAAACCCAUGGUUUCAUUCAUAUCUGGGUAAUUCUGCUCAUGCACCUUCUCCAUGGAAAUUCUGGAUGAUGUGUAUGUGUUACAAUCCAAAUAGCUGCUCGGUCAGCUUCUGAAGAUGGGAAGUUCAGAGUUCAAGCAAACAAAGUGCUGUGCUACAGGAUUUGUGCAGAGCUGCGCGAUGGGAGGAAGCUGGGGAGAUGAUAUCUAAGAUGGCCAGAAAGGAUUGUCCCCCAAAUGAAGUCACAUCAAUAUACUAAUCAAUUCCUUGUGCCAAAAAGGGCUUAUCGAUCGUGCAAUCUUGGUGGUUGAGCAAAUGCCAAAGUAUGGAAGUACACCUGAUAUUUUCACAUACAAUGCCCUUAUCAAUGGCUUUUCUGAACAAGGCCGUCUGUAUGAUGCCGACAAGUUAUUAAGCACUAUGCCGUGCAAGCCAGAUACCGUUUCCUAUAAUUCUACAUUGAAGUUCAUGUAGAGCUGAGCGAUGGAAGGAAGCAGAGGAGGUUGUGGCUGAGAUGCUUAGAAAGAAGUGCCCUCUAAAGGAAGUAACAUUCAAUUAUGCUAAUCAAUUGUUUAUACCAAACAGGGUAACCUGAAUCAACCUUUGAAAUCUCUUGAGAAAAUUCCAAUAAUAUAAAGUUAUGCUUGGUCA
This is a messenger RNA of Triticum aestivum (bread wheat), 3344 nucleotides long. RefSeq names its product pentatricopeptide repeat-containing protein At1g09900. Gene Ontology annotation, molecular function: protein binding. The transcript is spliced from 3 exons. Bases 70 to 2070 code for a protein of 666 amino acids. NCBI's taxonomy places the organism in Eukaryota, Viridiplantae, Streptophyta, Magnoliopsida, Poales, Poaceae. The record is from RefSeq and is a predicted model, not a curated record.